Molecule: messenger RNA, 330 nt
Organism: Enterospora canceri
Lineage: Eukaryota; Fungi; Microsporidia; Enterocytozoonidae
Source: the annotation of a GenBank genome assembly
AUGGCCACACCAAUUGUAGGAGCACCAGAGCCACUUGAUAUCCGACACAUCUACACGAAGACCAGCAUUGUUAGCAGAGUUCCAAAGCGGUUGUACUGCUUCAAAUGCGACCAACUGCGUCAAGUCAAAAGAUACAGUUUCAUUGACAAAAUUAAGCACAAGCUGCUUCCACAAGGAACCAAGAGACCAAAAUGCAGCACAUGCAACGGACAAUUCAACGUAAUUCACGUCAAAAUGUCUCCAGUAUCAAAAAUAGAGAGAUUUAGGAUGUUCUGGAACAGAAUUAUCCAGAAACUCCUAAGUCACCCUGAAAAAGUCAAAAAUAAAUAA